This is a messenger RNA of Mobula hypostoma (lesser devil ray), 4376 nucleotides long. It is a transcript of the gene mrpl28, whose product is annotated as mitochondrial ribosomal protein L28. Gene Ontology annotation, cellular component: mitochondrial large ribosomal subunit. NCBI's taxonomy places the organism in Eukaryota, Metazoa, Chordata, Chondrichthyes, Myliobatiformes, Myliobatidae. The coding region runs from base 164 to 922 and encodes 252 amino acids. Gene Ontology annotation, molecular function: structural constituent of ribosome. The record is from RefSeq and is a predicted model, not a curated record. The transcript is spliced from 6 exons.
GAAUGAAAGGGUUGCAGGGGGAGGGAAAGAGCAAAGAGCCUCCGGUAGUCUCCAUACUUCCCUCUCCCUAAUUUUGUUUAUUAUUGUCACACGUAUAGUGAAAAACCGGUAACUUGAUACAGAUCGGAUUAUUAUACUGUGCAUUGAGGUGGAAUGCUGAGAGAUGCCGCUGCACAAGUACCCGCCCAAGAUCUGGGCUGCGCUGCGUCUUAAGCAGGGAAUCCAGUCACGGCUGCCUGCUCACUAUCUCCGCUCCCUCACCGAGAAACAGGAACCCACACCCGUUCACUUUAAGCCCCAUGGGGUGAAAUCCAAGCGUGACCCACGCACUGGGAAAGAAGAGCGAGUACAAGAUGUCCCAAUUCCCAUCUACUUCCCCCUAGAGUCACAGCGUGGAUUGUGGGGAGGAGAGGGCUACAUACAAGGGUUCAGAUAUGCCAACAACGACAAGCUCUCCACUCGGCUCAGAAAAACGUGGAAGCCACAGAUCUUUGUGCGGAAGCUUUACAGUGAAAUCCUGGACAAGACCUUUGACAUCCCAGUGACGAUGCGAACAAUGGAUCUGGUGGAUGCUUGCUAUGGCUUCGAUUUCUACAUUCUGAAGACGCCAAAAGUCGACUUGAAUUCCAAGCUGGGGAUGGAUCUGAAGCGUGCGAUGCUGCUGAGACUUGCUCGCAAAGACACGGAGCUGUACCCUGAUGACCCAGAGAAGCGAGAGCGCAUCUACAAUAAGUACAAGGAAUUUGUGAUUCCUGAAGAGGAGGCAGAGUGGGUUGGUCUAAGCCUGGAAGAAGCUGUGGAGAAACAGAGGUUAUUAGAGAAAAAGGACGCAGUGCCGCUGUUCAAAGUGUAUGCUGAGGAGUUUGUCCAGCAACUACACAUGCAGCAAUUGACAGAACCUGUGGUUGUAGAAAAGGUGUGAUAACUCAGCAUGGGACGUAUCAUCUACAGAGCCGUGGGUUUCGUGGCCAGUGGAACACUCUCUUUGGCAGAACUUUCUUCCUGACUGUGACUUUGAGUACAGAUGAACCUGCCUCAGUGGGCAGUGUUUAAAUUGACUUUAUGAACUCUUUAUCAGAACCAACGACCAGAGCUGAACAUCAGUUUCUGUAUCAUGUGGAAGAUGGACUGUGCAGAAUCAGAUUUGGGUUUAAUAUCAGUGACAUAUGUUGUGAAAUUUGUUGUUUUGCCUACAAUGCAAUACAUUAAAAUACUAUAAAUUACAAUAAGAAAUUUCUAAAUGGAGAGAAAAUUCAAAAAUCUGAGGUGCAAAGGGACAUGGAGGUCUUCAUACAGGAUUCCUUAAAGGUUAACUUGCUGGUUGAGUCGGUGGUAAGGAAGGCAAAUGCUGAGAGGACAAGAAUUUAAAAGCAAAUAUGUAAUGUUGAGGCUUUAUAAGGCACUGGUGAGGCCUCACUUGGAAUAUUGUGAGCAGUUUUGGGCCCCUUAUCUAAGAAAGUAUAUGCUGACAUUGAAGAGGGUUCAAAGGAGGUUCAAGAAACUGAUUCCAGGAUUGAAUGGCUUGUCAUAUGAGGAGCAUUCCACGGUUCUGGGUCUAUACCACUGGACUUUGGAAGAAUGAGGUGGGUGGGAAUCUCAUUGAAACCUAUUGAACGUUGGAAGGCCUCAAUAGCGUGUAUGUAGAAAGGAUGUUUCUUAUGGUGGGGGAGCCUAAGACCAGAGGACACAGCCUCAGAAUAGAGGGACAUCCUUUUAGAACAGAGAUGAGGAGGAAUUUCUUUAAUCAGAGAGUGGCGAAUGUGUGGAAUUUAUUGCCACAGGCAGGUGUGGAGGCCGAGUCACUGGGUAUAUUUAAGGGAGAGAUGAAUAGAUUCUUGAUCAGUCAGGGUAUGAAGGGAUUAGGAAAGAGGAGUUAGAAUGCACGGUAAUUAUGGGAAAGAUUGAAGGGAUCUUUCAAGCCCUUCAAUGAAUUGAUCCACUUGACCUGAAACAGGAGUGUGUGGGCCAUGGCAGUCAAUGCUGAAACUGGGCACGGCACCUGAUGAUGAUGAUGAUGAUGAAGGGAUAUGGAGAGAAGGCAGGAGAUUGGGGCUGAGAGGAAAAUGGAUCAGCUGUGAUAAAUGGCGGAGAAGACUCGAUGGGCCAAAUGGCCUAAUUCUGCUCCUAUAUCUUAUGGUCUUAAAAAUACAUAUAAAAAUUGAACUAAGUAAGUAGUGCAGAAAGAGAGGAAGAAUACUGAGGUAGAAUUCAUUGUCUUUUGAGAAAUCUGAUGGCAGAGGGGAAGGAGCUGUUCCUAAAACGUUGAGUAGGUGUCUUCUGGUUCCUGUAACUCUACCAUGAUGGUAGUAAUAAGAUGAGAGCAUGUGCUGGGUGAUGUGGGACAUAUCUAUCCUGUGACUUGUAAACUAUUCCCAGAAACUUCAGCCACCUUUGCCCUGCCGUCAUCCCCCCAGUAUCCCCCUCCAAUCCACCUGGGCAAGCUCCUCUCUCGUGCCUCUGUAAUCCCCUUUACUCUAUUGCAGUACUGAUACAUCUUACUUGUGCUUCUCCCUCUCAAAUUACAGUAUGAAUUCAAUCAUAUUAUAAUCACUGUCUCCUAAGGGUUCCUUUACCUUAAGUUCCCUAGUAAAAUCUGUAUUAUUACACAACAGCCAAUCUAAGAUAGCCUUUCCCCGAGUAGGCUCAAGCACAAGUUGCUCUAUAAAGUCAUCUCGUAAGCUUUCAACAAAUUCCCCCUCUUGCGAUCCAACACCAAUCUUGAUUUCCCAAUCCCCUUACACAUUGAGGCCCCCCAUUACAAUUGUGACAUUACACUUAUUACAGCUCCCUUUGUAAUCUGAACCCUACGUCUUGGCUACUAUUUGGAGGCCUGUAUAUAAUUCGCAUAAUAGUUUUUUUUACCCUUGCAGUUUCUUAACUUCAUCUACAAGGAUUUGACAUUCUCCUUACCCUAUGUCACCUCUUUCUAAAGACACAAUUCCAUUUCUUACCAACGGAGCCACAUCACCUGCUUUCCUGCCUGUCCUUUCAAUACGAAGUAUAUCCUUUGAUAUUAAACUUCCAACUACGAUCGUCUUUCAGCUACAACUCAGUGACGCUCACAACAUCAUACCAACCAAUCUCUAACUGCGCCAGGAGUUCAUCCACCUUAUUCCGAAUACUAUAUGCAUUUAAAUACAGUACCUUCAGAUCUGUAUUCUAAACCCUUUUAAAUUUUGCCUCUGUGGUACAAUUUAACUCUUUGCCCUGUCUGCAUUUGAACCCAAUCAUUGGCUUUUUCUUCCUUACAUUCAUGUUACACCCAUCAUCUACUUGUAAACCUGCUGGCUCAUCCUCAGCUCUAUCCCCCUGCCAUAUUAGUUUAAACCACUCCCAAUAGCUCUAGAAAACCUGCUUGCAAGGAUAUUGGUCCCCUCAGAAUCCCUGCCCCCUGCUCCAAUUCUUCAGUCACACAUUUAUCUGCCACCUCAUUCUAUUCCUAUCCUCACUGUCGCAUGGUACAGGCAGUAAUUCUGAGAUUACUACCCUGGAGGUCCUGCUUUUCAACUUCCUUCCCACCUCCCUGUAUUCUGUUUUCAGGACUUCCUCCGUUUUUCUACCUGUGUCGUUGGUACCAAUAUAUACCAUGAUUUCUGGCUGCUCACCCUCCCUUUGCAGGGUAUUGCAGAAGUGUGCAGAAACAUUGCGGACCCUGGCACCUGGGAGGCAAAGUACCAUCUGUGUGUGCUUUUCGCAUCCACAGACUCACCCAUCUGUGCCCUGACUAUAGAAUCCCCUAUCACUGCUGCCAUCCUCUUCGGUUCUCUACCCUUCUGAGCCACAGGGCCAGACUCAGUGUAUCCAGAGAGCUGUGCCUGUCCCGGCUCAGCACUGCCCCCUACCUGCUCGGAAGGCACACCACAUGCCAGCCAACAUUCCACCCCUCCCAACUAAUCAAUGCACACUCAACCAUUGGCCACCUUAAUUAGAUUAACCCGUCUGGCACCAAGCUGUUGCCCCCCCCCCCGCCCUGGUGAAUCACCUGGGCUGGACCCUCUGGCCCCCUGACCUAUAAAGGUUGCUACAUGUGCUGGCUCGCGCUCUUUUUUGCCAUCCUUGAGGGACCACCCUGCCUCAUUCUAGGCUGAAGACUGCUGAGCAGCACUGGAGACACGUGGUGAGCUGUGCAUUGAAUAGGGUUUUGGGAGCGUUUAUUGUUGUCCCUGUAGCAGAGAGCAGUGCCUGCCCAUAGUCAAGGGAGGCAGGAAUCGUAGUUACUUUUCCCUUGCUUAUAUAUGUACCUGUACUCUGUCCCCACACCGUUUUCCCGUGUAUUGUACCGCCGACCCGACUUUUCCCACGCUCGUCUAUUCUAAACACGUUUGUGCGAAUAUUGUAGCCGCUUGUGUUGUCCCCAAGCUCUUCUCCCCUUGUAA